Candidula unifasciata is the source of this 5805-nucleotide messenger RNA. NCBI's taxonomy places the organism in Eukaryota, Metazoa, Mollusca, Gastropoda, Stylommatophora, Geomitridae. The record is from the annotation of a GenBank genome assembly.
AUGGCAAAAGCUGGAGGUGUGACUCAUUUGUUUGCUGAACUUUCAUCCCUGGAUGAUCUGAAUUCUCUUUUAGGAAGGUCUGCAAGAUUGAAGUACACUUGUUUGUCAGUAUGCAGAAAAUUCUUGGCACUUGGUUCUAAUUCUGGAGGAGUGUACAUAUUUAGUAGAGACACUCUAAAGUAUUUGCAAGUCGUCUUUGGAGACACUGAAGCAAGCCUCGUUGUGAGUGUCAGUUUGUCACCUUCAGAUCAACAUGUGGCUAUUGCUUUGAGCACAGGUCAUGUUGCUGUGUUUGAGCUCAAUAUUGACAGAAGGAUUAAGCCAGAGCGUGUACGCUAUACCCAGGAUCAUACGGGACACAUUGUGACAGCUCUAGCUUGGGAUGCAGCAUCUGCCAGGGUGUUUGUUGGAGAUAACACCGGAAAAAUCUCUACCAUUUUCAUACCCAAUAAGGGCAAAAGUUUAUUUGCUUCUCCAUCAGAAGUAAUUGCGUACGUUGAAUCCUCUGUGUAUCAGAUGGAAUGGUGGAAGGAUAAACUGCUUGUGUCCACAUUAACACACACUCACCUCUUCGACACAGUCAGGCAAAACUACUGCACCAUCGGAACAAAGUCGAGACAAGGAGAGUAUGGCUCUUGCUUUUAUAUGGAGCCAAAUUCAAAAGCCACUGUUAUCUACUGUGCCAGGCCUGGGUCACGUAUGUGGGAGGUUGGCUCAGACGGCAAGGUCCUAAACACUCACCAGCUGAAACAGUUGCUGGCGGUUGCGCCAACUCCAGUUAUCAGGCUUGGAAAUGAGCAGUUUGAUUUUUCGAAUGUCCCACAAGCAGGCCAUUCUGUCAACUUCUGCAAAAUGUUUCAUAUCAGUCAGUUCAUCAUCACCUGGAGCUCUAAAGGCCUGUACUUAUUUGACCCCAUCAAUGUUAAAGUCAUGAUCUGGACCCAAAGUUUUCAAGGAAUCAAAGACAUGAGUGUCUACAACAACGAUGUCUACCUGUUUCUUGAAGGCGGCUCCAUACACAGGGUGACCUUACUUCCGAUUUACCAGCUGUUUAUAGUUUUGUGCAACAGAGGGUUGUGGACACUCUCAUCCAGCCUUCUGCUUGCUGCUGAUCAGGUGGGUGUCAGACUGGCUGUGAUGAAGAAGGUUAAGAGGGAUCUACUGAAAGACAUUCUUGCAGGUUUGAAGAGCCAAGGCAAAGAUGCAAUUGUGGAAAAGGUCAAGGCCUUUAUGGAGGAUGUCAGCGAAGGAUCUGUUGAAUCUGUCGAAGCCAUUAAUGACUUCAUGGAUUCCAUAGAGGUCAAAGGUCACACUUACCUCCCAUCUGGAAUGGUGAUUGUUAGUGGAGGUGUUGCAGUGACACAGCCCUGGGAAAAGAAGCCGCUGGAAAAAGUGAACUCUCUAGGAGCUGAAGAUAUGAAUAAUGUACAAACAAGAAGCUGUUUAGACCCAGAUGAUAUUGAGCUUCAGAGGAGUAAUACCCACAUAGAAAGUUAUAGUGUUACUGAGUCACCUGUUGAAGGGAAACAGAAAGAAGAAUGCAACAAUGAACAAAUAGAAAACAGUGGUGUAAUUAAUCUAGAUAAAGCAGAGGAAGACAGAAUACCUCCUUCAGGGCCAGUUAGUGAAUGGGCUAUUUCUGAGCAGUUUUCUGCUAAGGACUCGAAAUGGGAAAGUGGGAAUGCACAAAAGGAAAAUUUUAAUCUAUGGAAUAAUUCAGACCAAGAACAUGUAGUAGAAUUAGACAACAGUAUGCUGCAGUCGGAAAACUGCUUACUUCCUGCUACACACAUAGCACAAGACAUCAUUCCUUCGUCUGAUUCACAAAUGUAUGAUAAUCAAAGCCAGUUAUUGUGUGAUGAUAUGACAAUAGAUAGCAGUUUAGAUAAGAACAGUAGCUAUGCUGCUGAAAUUGCUUUAAUGGCUAGUCAAGUGCAAAAGGUUGACAAUGUUGCAGAUGAAUCUUUGUAUCAAUGUGCCAUUCUUGAUAAUGUCAAUGAAUCAAAUGAUUUUCAAAAUGUCAACUCCAUGUUUAUAGAAAACUCUAGUAUGCAAGUGAAAGCAACUGAAGGUAUUUCAGAAAGGGAUGUUACAUUUAAUUUUGUGACUGAAAGAAGAUUUUCUGCAAAUUCUGAAAGUUUUCCUUGCACAUUAGAAAGAAGAACAUCUGCACAAGAAGGAGCAAGUGAUCUUUCAUUCUCGGAAGGUGAUACAUACCUUGUGAAGCCCCAGAGCAGCACACACAAAGAUAUCAUUGAUGACCAGAGCAGCACACACAAAGAUAUCAUUGAUGACCAGAGCAGCACACACAAAGAUUUCAUUGAUGACCAGAGCAGCACACACAAAGAUAUCAUUGAUGAUUCCUAUUCCACUGAAUAUUUGUCUUGCAUAUCAAGUGAGAAUACGCUUGAUGAAAAUUCUACAAUUGCACAACCUGUAAGGGUGUCGAAGAAGAGAAGAAAGAGGAAUGAAGAGAAUGUUCUCCGCUCUCUUUCACCGGUCUUGCUGACAACAGUAUCUGUCGGGGAUGACCUUGAGGAUCAAUUCAUGCAAGGACUGGACAUUGAAAUGGACAGCAUCUCCAUAGCAACCAUCAGCAGUAUUGAAGAGGAAAGUAAUGUUGGCUCUCCGGAUUCUGGCUCAAUUGCUGGAGAUGUAGAGGCUGCUGAACCAGUGGCUGGGCACAAGUUUUCACCAGAACUUUCUUCCUUGAUGCCUCCAGAGUUACUGGGUAAAAAAAGAAAUAUUGUCUACUUCAGUCGUUGUUGCUUUAAAUUUAAUAAUUUUAGUUUUCAUGGUGAAAGGCGAUAUGAGGUUAUCCCCCCUUUGAUAGACAGGCUGAACGCUGCCCAUCGGUCGGCUAGUAGUGAUGACAUGCUUGCUAGUCUGCACCAGGACUCUCCCUCCGGCAGCCCACUUUCCAUGUCCUCAGAGAACUUCUUGCCAGUUGGAUCAUCGAGGGCUUCACUGACGGCAUUCAAAGAUGGACUUUCAUUAAAAUUGAAGACUCAGACAAAGUCACUGAUCAAGACAUUCAAAGAGAAGAAUCCACUUACCAAGUCUUCAAACUCAGCAGCAAUUUCAGUAAUUUCUCCUCUGCAGCUUGAGAGGUCAGCGAAAGAUGGCAUCAACAGUCAAGCACCAAACGGAGAUCAACCUGACGGAUUUGCUGAGAUUGACAAGACUGCCAGAUUCAAAAGUUUGGCAGCGUCUGCUGCAAAAACACCAGGGCUUUACGUCUUUGCCUUGGAUAUUCAAAAAAUGUUGAAUGAUUGGGCUGUUGAAUUGAACUCAGCCUUGUCUCGUUAUCAUGAAGAGCUGGUGAAGAGAAAGAAUGAGGAGCAGCUUCAUGAGGAAAGAUUACUUAGCCAUGAGUUAGAAAAUGGUGGAAAUAAUGAAAAUACAGACGCUAGUCAUGAAGUCAACAAUGAGAAACAUCUUGUUUUAAAAACACAUAACGGUGUGGUUGUUGAUGAUUCAAGUUUAAUAACUUCGCAAGGAAAUCAUAACAUGACUUCAGAUAUUUCUGUUGCGGCUUCUAGUGAAUCAAAUAUUAAAUUUACUCAGUCUCCAGACCUGUCUCAUUUGGAAUAUGUAAAUCUUACACCCACAUACUGGGCUGAUGUCGUGCAUUGUGAUGACCCAUUUCAUUUGCCCAGCAAGCAUUUGGAUUUGUUUAGAACUCUCACCACCAUGUGUUUUGUGAGUGGAGUAACUGGAGACAUCCUUCAACAUUUUAACUUUACAGAUGAAGUUCAUUUGAGAAGUUUUGCGCAAGCAAUUUUACCACCCUCUGUUUAUGAAUUAUUCAGUCCAGAUUGUACUUGUCUCAUGUCUUUAUUUCCUGAUCAACACAUUUCCUGUGAUCAUGAUCUUCAUCAGCACAAGAGAAAUGUGAGUGAGGGCAUGAAAAAUGGUAAACAGAGCCAGCCCCCUGGAGCUUUGGUUCAAAAUGCAGCGGGAACUAGUCCGAAAGUUGCAGACGUGAGCCCGAUUCAUGUGCAGGAAUUUGAUAACUCAUCUUUGAGUAGCUCAGUUUCCAUUCAUGAGACAAAGAAAAAAAUCUCGCCAGGUCCUGUUAACAAAUUAAAACUUUGUUAUUGCCAAAGAAGCUCGGUUAGUUGGAGCGAGAAUGAACAGCUGAAACAAGAUGUCAGCAUGGCUUUGUUUAUUCGUCACUUCUUCUUCGCUUUAGACUACGAGAAAGUCAAACAGGUGCUGGAGAAACAGAAGAGUAGGAUGUUUAUUGCCUGGGUCAGCCUUGUUCUGUGCUGUAGAGAGAAAGGCAGAGGAGAUAUUGUCAGCAGUAUCUUGACAGAGAAGCAGAUCAGUUCUGCUAUAGAUUACUUGAGAUCAGGUAUCUUGCCGAACCAAUCAGCUUUGCUGGGGCAUAUUUACAGUUUGUUUGAGAUGGCUGCGGUGAAAACUAGUGAGUUUUGUGGUGAGAUAUGGGAGACUAUCAAGCCAGCUGAUGUGAUCCAGCUCUGCUGCUUGUGUUCAAAGCACCCAGCGGCAUAUCUCCUCAGGUACUUCAAGCAAGCCAUGAUCUCUCUGACAACAACAGCCAGGCCAGCAGUCUUCAGUCAGUUGUGUGCCAACAGGGAUGUCAGGUGUUUGCUUUUGCAAACCAUUCUAUCGCCAGAAUCAAAUGAUGGAUCGGCAGAUGGAAUCAGCAGCCUGGCAACUCAGUUGAAAGCUGUCCUGCCAUUUGAUUGGCUGAACAGCCUGCUUUCGUUGAUCACUUCAGAUGAUGAUAGAGAGAGGAUCGUGCAGCUGUGUGCAAAAAUUGGUCAUCCAGUUGUGAGUGUGAAAUUGCUGAGUGAAGCCAAUCAGUGGCAGAAACUACUUCAGCUGAUUUUGGAUUUGAACGACAUCACUCUGUUGACUGGUGCCCACGAUGGUUAUAUUCCAAAGAAUGAACAAGAAUGGAAGUUCCUCUUGAGGCGUUUCAAUAACAAGUGGUCGGAUGAUAAAUCUGCACCUGCCCCAGCAGAGAGAGUUGUUUAUAGUCAAGACAGCAUAGCUGAAGAACAAAGCCCUCAUCUUGAUUCCUCAGACAGUAACCUACCUGUCUUCAGUAUUCUUGAUGUAGAUGAUGGUAUAGAAGAUUCUGGAGCCAAAGCUGAAGAUUCCAAAACUGCCAAAGAACAAAUUAAUCCCGCAUCUGUUGAAGAUGCUGAGUCCAGGAAUUCAAGAGAAGAUCGUCUGUCCCUGAGAUAUGAGUCUUUCUCAACGGAGCACAGACAUGAUCUUGUGGUGCAGGACAAGAGCAUCACCUGGAACUCUUUGGGUUGUCUGCUGCUGAAGCAUGUUGGUGGAGCUGCAGCCAUUGAUCUGCUCAUGGAGCAUUUGCAUGACCCUCUGGUGGCCAAGAACUGCUUGAGUGCUGGGUUUAUGAAGGCUUGCUACCUGGACUUUAUUGUAAAGAUGGAGCAGAACUGUGUUACACAUGAUAUCCUGGAGAAGAUGUCAGUCUACAUGUGGAAAAAGAAACCUGACUACCUGCCUCCACCAGUAGUUCAUGCCAUCAAAACUGAGAAGUUAAUCAAAAAGGGAGAAGGGGAUGAUGUUGCAAUGCAAGGCCUGUUCAGUCAAGUGAAGGCACUCAGCAGCAAGGACUUGAUGUCUGAAAAUUUGGGAAGUCAAUGGGGCCACGAGGUCAUAAUUUCAAGCCACUGUCUGUGCUGCCACCUGCCUUUGAAAUCGGUGAUGUCUUUGACUGUACAAGGCGUAGUCAUUUUUCCAUGCGGCCAUGCAUUUCACAGAUGUUGUGCCUCUGACACAGUGUGUCCACUGAUUCACUGA